AAAAUAGACGGUUGCUAUUAAUUGAUUGGUUACAUAUACUUCAGUACCGUAUCUUUACAACUAUCUAGAUUAUAAGUGAUUAUUUUUUGUUUCUGAGUUUCAAUUCUAUUUUGUUUGUUUAAAUAUUCAAUUCUAAAAGAUGUCUGAAGUACUUGAGACCAAGCCUAAGGAGUCCAAGUUAAAGAAAUUGACCAGUGGGUCCACAUGGGUUUCUCCAUUUAGAACUGCUGGUGGUGACAAAAAGAACCUUCGUCAACAAUUGAAGGAAGAAAACUCUAUUGAUGGUAUACAAGUUCCCAAGAAGUUUUCUAGUCAUCCAACUCUUGACGCUGCAAAGAAGGAAAAGGCUAGAGAUGCUAAGAAGGCCAAGGAAGCUAAGGAAGCUGAAGAUGCCAAAAUUUCUAAAGAAUCUGCCGAAGAAACCGAAGUUGAAGAAUCAAAGGAAGAAUCUAAAGAAGUUGAUGAAGAAACUAAGACUUCCUCUGCAACUAAAGAAGGUAAAGAAUCAGUGUCCAAUAGUUCAGUUAAAUCUUUGAAUGAUGAACCAAUUGAUACACCAAGAGGAGAAGUUGCCAGCACUGAAGAAAAAGAAAAAGAAGAAGAAGAAGAAGUGGAAGAGCCUAAGAAGGAGAUUGUUUCUAAUGGUAAGUCUACUGAAACAAAGUCAAUUGAUGAAAAGGCUAUUGUUUCCGAGGAAACUGCUGCAGUUGAAGAUCCAGUUGAUAUUACUGAACAAGUUAAAGAAGAACAUAUUGAAAUUGUUACUCAACCAGAAGCUAAAUAUGAACCAAUUACUCCUCCUGAUAACAAGACUCUUGAAGCACUUAAGGAUAAGCCAGUGUUACUUUCUCGUUACAAUGAUCUUAACAAUGCUGCCAUUGGAUCUGUAUCCCGUACUUUAGAUGAUCCAAAUAAGGUGGUUGACUUGGGUAGUGGUUUGAAAAUGACUCAACAACAACUUUUAGAUAUUGCUGCCUUGAGGGUUGCUCCAGUCUUGGCCAAUAUUAAUGAUGAAGUUAGUAAAACAAGAUCUGAAGAUGAAAUUAAACGUCAACAAGAAUUAUCAACUAAAGUUGCUGGUCAUGAAAAGAAAUUACAAGGAGAAUUUGAAAAAUAUGUCAAGAAAUUAGGUAAGCAAAAGGAAAAGUUUAGUAAGGAAAUUGAUACUAAACUUGGAGAUUUGGCUACAUUAAUUUCUAGAUCUGAUAAGGCAGCUAUUGAUUUUGAAACUCAAACCAAGAAGGAAAUUGAAACUGCUAAUGAAGAAUUCAAAACAAGAGAAACUCAAGCAGUUGAAAAGCACUCCAAUGAUAAAGAAACUUUAAUCAAGAAUCAUGAUGAAUUAGAAGCUACCAAGAAUCAAGAAUUAGAAGAUUCUAAGACCAAUCAAGAAAAGACAACCACUGAAAUUGAAUCUCUUCAAGAAAAGAAAACUACAUUAGAUGAUGAAAAUUCUGAACUUUCAUCCAAGAUUGAAGCAUUAACCACUGAACUUAAUGCCAAGAUUGAAGAAUUGGAAGAAUUAAAGAAGAAUCAUUCUGAAAAGGAAGGUCUUAUACUGAAGAAUCUUUCUACCAAGGAAGAAUUGGACAGUAAAUUAGCAACUACCAAGAAGGAUAUUGAAGAAAAGGAAUCUAAACAUUCUGGUUUAACUGCUGAAGUUGGUGUUUUAGCUGGUGUCAUUUCUGCUUAUUCUACUAAAUUGGGACUUUUACAUUCUGAUAAGGAAAAGAUUCCAAGUAGAUUAGAUCAAGCAAAGGAACAUUAUUCUAGUUGGGAAUCUGAAAAGCAAGCAGCUGCUAAGGAAAUUUCUCUUGAACAUGAACGUCAAAGAGUUCAAGCUUUAGAAGAAGAAGAAACUAGAAGACAAAAGGCUCAAGAAGAAGCUGAAACUGCUAGAAUUGAAGAAGAGGCAAAGAGAGCUAAGGCACAAGAAGAAGAAGAAACUAGAAGAAUUGAACAAGAAAUUGAAGAGAAAAGAUUGAAGGAAGAAGCUGAGAAAAAGGCUGAAGAGGAAAGAAUUGCCGCUGAAAAGAAGGCUGAAGAAGAUAAGAUUGCUGCUGAGAAGAAGGCUGAAGAAGACAAAAUUGCUGCUGAAAAGAAGGCUGAAGAAGAUAAGCUUGCUGCUGAAAAGAAGGCUGAAGAAGAUAAGAUUGCUGCUGAGAAGAAGGAAAAGGAAGAAAAGGAAUUAGCUGAAAAGAAAGCUGAAGAAGAACGUCUUGAAGCUGCUAGAAUUGCCGCACUUCCAGAAACUCAAAGAGCUUUACGUGCUCAACAACGUGAAGAUGAAAAGCAAAAAUUGAUUGCUGAAAGAGAAGAAAAGGAUCGUAUCUAUGCUGAACGUAAGAAGAAUGAAGAAGAUGAAGCUUUGAAGUUGCAAGAAGAAAUUGAAGCAUUGAAUCAACAAAAGUCUGUAAAGGCUGAAGCUGCCAGACUCGAAGCUGAACGUUUAGCACAAGCCAAGCUUGAUGAAAUUGAAAGAUUAAAGGCUGAACACGAUGAAAGAUUGAGAUUAUAUCAAGAAAAAUUGGAUUUUGAAGAGUUACAAAAGACUAGAUUAUUGGAAGAAGUUGAAAACUUGAAAAAGAUUCGUGAAUUAAGAGAAGAAAAAUCUAGAUUGGCUGUUGAAGUUAACCGUGAUGUUCGUAUCGAAGACAUUCAAAAGUUGAUUGAGGAAAGAGAAUUGGAAGUUGCUAGAUUAUCUCAACAAAUUGAAUUAGAUGACAGUGAACUUUUCAAGUCUAAGCCAAAGCGUAAGGAAGCAGUUACACCUGCUGUCGUGCCUGCUCCUGUUGAACAAAAGGAAACUAGUGAAGCUCCAUCUUCCACUCCAAUUGUUGCUUCUACCUCUCCAGUUCUUGAUCUUGAAAAGAAGGAAAAGCAAUCUAAGUCCAAGAAUAUUGGUACUGCAUCUGCCGUAGUCGCUGCUGGUGCUCUUGCUGGUACUGUCGCUUCUGCAAAGACUAUUGAUGCCACUGUUGCAACUCCUACUGCUCGUUCCCCAACUGUUUCCUCUCCCUCUGAAACCAAGAGAAGUGGAAGUCUCACCAAAUCUGUCAAGAAAUUCGCCAAGAAAUUCAGCAGCAAGAAGGAUGAAGACGAUGAUGUCUCAGCUUCUUCUGCCUUUGCAUCCCCAAAAAAGGCUAAGCCAACCACUUCCACCAAGGCUACUGCUCCAAAGGAAGGAACAUCAACUUCUAAGGAUAUCCCUGCAUUCGGUGAAAAUUUAGAUAUUAAAAAGCAACCUGCUGGAAUUGAAAAAUUAAAGACGGUUGCAACCAACAAGACUGGUUCUUAUGAAAGUCUUGUUGUGUACGAAGAAGUGUCAGACAAGGAGUAUGAAAAGAACAAGGGUAACCCAGACUACUUGGAGAUUACUGAAGAGGAAUACGAAAAGUCUCAAAUUGCCUUGGCUAAGGCUAAAGCAAACGAAGCUUAAGUAACAGUUCAUCAAGAAAAGAAAGAUGUGUUGUUUUCCCCCGUUCAUUUUAGUUUAUUAUUGUUUUUAAUAUUUGGUAAUUUGUAAUAUUGAUGUUUGUUUAUUGUUUUAAUAAUAUAUUCGAUUUUUUUUAUGUCUAA
Molecule: messenger RNA, 3579 nt
Organism: [Candida] anglica
Lineage: Eukaryota; Fungi; Ascomycota; Pichiomycetes; Serinales; Debaryomycetaceae
Source: the annotation of a GenBank genome assembly